AUGGUGCUGCUGGAGGCGCUGGCCGCAAGGCUGACGGACAUUUGGGCAGAGAUCCAACGUGACGCUCCGAUCGAUGUUCGAGCACAGGCGGCGCUUAUCGUCAUCAUCGGCAUAGUUCUCACUGUGGUGGUGCCCUGGUACGACGAGCUCUCGAAGAAAGGCUCGGGAGACAACAGCGCCGACGCCCAGGGCCCGCCUGCAGCUGCUGCGAAGCAGCCGGUAGCCGAGGAACCUUCGGUGGAGCCGCCAGCUCCCAUCCGUUCAGUAGGGGCGCAGGCCCACUCAACUUCGCUGGGUGCCAAGGGGCGCACGGUGGAGCCACUUUUCACCUUCGAGGGCUGUGCUUUCGACGGUGACCGCAUCGUCAACAUCAGAGAAAAUCCGCAUUGCUUUACGCACCAGCUGGGCGGAGCCAUUAGCAUCGCCUUCACAGCCAGGUGGGAUGCCUUCCAGCUGAGGAGCCGCAUCUUAGACUUCGGGGAUGGUCCCGGGGUCGACAACAUCGUGAUCGGCAACUUGGAGAAGGGGAGGACACUUUUGGUGGAGGUGUACCGGGGCCCUUCCAAGAAGAGGAUGCUGAUGCCGGGUUCGCUCAUGCUUGGUGAGACAAACUCCUACCUCCUCAGCAUCAGUGAGACUGGGCACAUGAGGAUGCUGCGGGAUGGAGAUCAGCUAGGCGUUCAGCCUCAGGGCUUUGCUCCGCGGUCGGUGGAGCGGCGGAAGCUCCUCGUAGGUGGGUCCAACUCGACCGGUGACGAGAACUUCGAGGGAGACAUCCGCGACUUGCGGAUUUGGCGUGGCGAGGUUAGCUGGCCAGAGGCCUUCCCCGAUCAGCCCGGGGGACCGCCGGCGGUGGUGGUGGCGGCGGCGGCGCCGUCUCACCGCGUGCCGGCUGUGGAGCCCAAGGUGGCGAAGGAAGAAAUCCGACUUGAGGAGGACGGCGAGGAGGAGGUGCCAGAGGCCCAUUUCGCAGACGCGGACCCCGAAGUGGAGGCGGCCGAGGAGAUCCCAGAGCCGGCCGGAGAAGCGGAGCCACGGCAGGAGGAGCCCGUGAUCGAGGAGAGACCACAGCCAUCCGCAGCCGCAGAGGAGCUGGAUGAGGAGGACGGCUGGACCGUUGCAAAGCCAACCCGGAAGGCUGACCGCAAGAGCAGAGCGGCCGAGGUGAAGUCCAGUGCGAACCGGUCUGCAAAGGCAGACAGGGAGCCCAGGGAGCACAGGGAGCCCCGAGAGCCUCCGGCGGCGAAAGCCGAGAAGACUCCUCCACGGGCCCCCGCACCGGCGCCCAAAGUGGCGGAGACCUUCGAGGAGAAGGUGAAAGAUGUGCCAGUCAAGCCCGAGAAGGCCGAAAAGACCGAGAAGGCCGCGCCGAAGAAGCGCGGCGGGAAGGCCUGGGCCGACAUACCGCCUGAGGGCACUCCGCCGCCCUCGCCGCAACCGGCAGAGCUGACAGUGUCAGUGAAGCCUGCUUUGCCCGAGACGACGGGCGAGCCAGAGUCCGGGAUGAUGCCCAUUAGCGAGAAGACAGCUGAUGACCCCGAUGAUGGGUUUGAGUUCCUCGUUGGCAAGAAGCGGAAGCCCAAAGCGCGGGCAGCCGAGGCGCGGACGUCCCGGAGCGGCAGUGACAGUGCUGCCGAUAGUUUGGGCAGAGCAGCAGCACCAGCAGCACCGGCAACACCGCCAGCCGAAGCACCAGCAGAAGCAGCAGCCGAAGCAGCAGCUACAGCAAAAGCGGCCGAGCCAGCAACGCCGGCGCCAGAGGCGCCCGCGAUGCUGAAGGAGACCCCUGCGCCGAUCGCGGAAGAUGCGAAAGGCCCCGACGAGCCUGUGCAGGAGGAGAAAGAGAAGGUGUCGCAGCAUGCUUCAACCUUGUCGCCGCUUGAGAAGGAGUUGAUGCGCAUGGAGAAGAAGAGCCGCGAGGUCGAGAAGCUCAAGCAGAAACACGAAGGCGGAGAGGAGCUGGACACCUUGCAGAUGGAAAAGCUGCAGAAAGGUCCUGAAAUUGCGCGGAAACUUGCAGAGCUGCAACUCAAGAAGGCGCUGCAAAGCGCGGCCACCUUCAGCGAGCGCCAGGACACUGGAAGCCCUGAGCCUUGGGACAAUCUUCAGGAGAUGCAGAAGCCGCCCACGGAGGCGCCCUCUCUGGGAACUUCUGUCACGAUGGGAAGGACUCCACUCAGAGCUCCGCGAGAAACGCCGCUCUGGAGGCCAAGCCCCAGCACGGAGCCAGCCGAGUCGAUGAUGAUGAUGAGCGGUGGCUGUGGCUGCGCGCCGAACGGCUUUGACCCUGGACCAGCCGGUGAUGCCAUGACCUUCCAGCCGAUGUCCUCCAUGCAGCCGAUGCAUCAGAUGGAGAUGGCGGUUGCUGAUAUGCCUGCGGCAGAGGAAACGUGGGACGUUUGCUGGGAGUGGGUCCAAAAUGGCUACUGCCCGAGAGGGGAGACGUGCAGGUGGCAGCACCCUCCGCUGCAGCUUCCGAACGGAAGCAUCCUCUUCUGGCAGGGCAGCGAGGCUGCGCAAAGCGGCGAAAUGGUCGUCAUGGCGGUUCCUGCCGGAGAUUUCGGCGCCAUGCCCUGCAACGGAGGUCCGGUCAACUUCAGUGGUCCCUACAGCGGCGACGGCGUUAGCUUCGUCGGGCAGGGCGGAUGCUGCGGCUGUGGAGGGUGCUGUGGAGGCUGCCCCGGCUGUGGUGGUUGCGUGCCAUGUGGCGGCUGCUGCGGAUGCGGACCGGGUUGUGGCGAUGUGUGCAUGGGUGGGCCCUGCACGCCUUGUGGGCCCUGCACGCCAUGCGGCUGCGAGGGCAGCUGUGGCUGUGGAUGUCCCGUCGGCGGCUGCGUGACCGGCGGCUGCAUGCCUUGCUCGGGUCCUUGUGGGCCAAGUUGCCCAGGUUGCGGGCCUUGUGGGCCUUGUGGAGCCUGUGGCAAUGGCUGCAGCCUUCCAUGUGGUGCACUGGUUCCAGACAGCCCCACCUUCGAAGGCGCCCGCAAGGAAGAUGGCAGCCCGGCGGCGCGAUGA
This is a messenger RNA of Symbiodinium sp. CCMP2592, 3015 nucleotides long. The record is from the annotation of a GenBank genome assembly. NCBI's taxonomy places the organism in Eukaryota, Dinophyceae, Suessiales, Symbiodiniaceae.